AGUGUGGCAAGCAAUGGGGCUGACUCAUACGGUGCCCCAAUACUCUUCACACCGAAAUAGGACAGAAGCCUGCGCAUGUGCAUUGAUUACCAAGCUCUCAACAAGCAGACCAUCAAGAACAAAUACCCGAUUCCACGAAUCGAUGAACUGCUUGACCAGCUUUGGGGAGCGACGGUAUUUUCCAAACCAGAUCUGCGGUCCGGAUACUGGCAGAUAAGAAUGGCGGGGUGGUAUACCUGGAUGAC
This is a messenger RNA of Closterium sp. NIES-67, 245 nucleotides long. Lineage: Eukaryota; Viridiplantae; Streptophyta; Zygnematophyceae; Desmidiales; Closteriaceae. The record is from the annotation of a GenBank genome assembly.